AUGGAUUUUGAAGGAGAACCUAUAAAACUAACCAUAAAUUCAGAAUAUGCUAAAAAGUAUGAGUUGAGAAAAAAAGAUGAAGAACUUUCAAAACUCAAAGAAAAGUUUGGUGAUAUGAGCGAUGUAGAUACUGAUAGUUCCUCAACUUCUGAAGAAGAGGACGAAUUCGGUGAAUUAGUUACUCCUGAAGUAGACGCACAAAUAAUGAAAACGAUUGUCGCGAUAAAGUCAAAAGAUCCUAAAGUUUACGAUUCUCAGUCAAAUUUCUUUGCAGACGAGGAGAUACAAAAAGCGCAUCAUCAAUGGUUGGAUAAACAACAAAAGAAAAAGUCAGAGGCAAAACCUAUGCAUUUAAAAGAUUAUCAUCGUAAAAUAUUGUUGGAAAAUGGUGCUGAAGAAAUAAAAGCAGAAGAGGAAGAUUAUCAAAAUUUCUUAUUAGAAAAUAUGGCAGAUACAAAGGAUGCAGAAAUUCUUAAACAAUGGCAGAACUAUAAGAACGACCCAAACAUAAAUGAGGACGAAGCAUUUUUAAUGGAUUUUAUCCUUAAACGAGGUUGGAUUGAUAAGGAGUCUGAUAAAGUCCCGUCAUAUGAUGAACUUAUUGCAGAACACCACGAUGAUGAAAAUGAGAAAUUUGAAGAGGCCGUCGAUCAAUUCGAGAGCAAGUAUAAUUUCCGUUUUGAAGAAGAGGGAAGUACUAAAGUAGUUACAUAUGCUCGUAACCUUGAAGGAUCGAUGCGAAGAACUGAUAAUAAACGUAAACUUCAACGUCAAGCGCGUUCUGAAAGAAAAGAGGAGGAGAAAAAGCGUAAAAUAGAAGGAUUAAAGAGACUUAAAAAUCUCAAGAAAAAAGAGAUUUUUGAAAAAUUACAGAAAAUUAAAGAGAUAACAGGCAAUGAUACUGUUGGUUUCGACGACGUUGACCUUGAAGAGGAUUUCGAUCCUGAUAAAUAUGACAAGAAAAUGAAUAAAGUUUUUGAUGAUAAUUAUUAUGCAAGAGAGGAUGAUAACGAAAAGCCAGAUUGGAAUGAUGACAUCAAUAUAGACGAUAUUGCAUGUAACAACAGUCAAAAUAUUAAUUCUAAAAUAAAUGCUUUUAAAGAAUAUAAUGAUGAUCAAGAACUUGAUAAAGGUGAUUAUGAAGACAUUUACAGGCAAAAUAAACCUGUUUCAUUUGGUUUAACACCUGCUGAAAUAUUACUCGCGGAUGAAAAAGAUUUAAAUGAAUUUGUAUCAUUAAAAAAAUUAGCACCAUAUCGGCCCGAACAUGUUAUAGAGAAUGAUUUAAAAAAAUAUUCUAAAAAGAAAAGAUUAAGACAAUUUCGUAAAAAACUUGAACUUUCGGAAGAACAAAAUCCACCAGAAAAUAAUUCCUGGAGGCAAACGACCGAUAAGUCACAAAUCUUUGGAAAAAAAGAAAUAAUUAGAAUGCUAUUCAUUCAUAAAAAUAAAAAUAAAAUACCCGUUGCAUUUAGUCUUGCAAAGGAUAAUUAUCAAUAG
Funneliformis geosporum is the source of this 1500-nucleotide messenger RNA. The record is from the annotation of a GenBank genome assembly. Lineage: Eukaryota; Fungi; Glomeromycota; Glomeromycetes; Glomerales; Glomeraceae.